GAUGGGGACGAAACCCGCAGAGCAGGUCUCCUGGGGCCCCUACUCUGGGGAGGAUGAGGAGGCAUACUCUGCGGAACCGUUGCCAGAGCUCUGCUACAAGGCGGAUGUCCAGGCCUUCAGUAGGGCCUUCCAACCCAGUGUCUCCCUGGUGGUGGCUGCACUGGGUCUGGCUGGCAAUGGCCUGGUCUUGGCCACGCACCUGGCCGCCCGACGGGCUGUCCGAUCGCCCACCUCCGCCCACCUGCUCCAGCUGGCCCUGGCCGACCUUUUGCUGGCCCUAACCCUGCCCUUCGCUGCAGCAGGGGCUCUGCAGGGCUGGAGUCUGGGAAGUGCCACCUGCCGCGCCAUCUCCGGCCUCUACUCAGCCUCCUUCCACGCCGGCUUCCUCUUCCUGGCCUGUAUCAGCGCCGACCGCUAUGUGGCCAUCACGCGGGCUCUCCCCGCAGGACCGAGGCCCUCUGCUCCGGGCCGCGCGCACAUGGUCUCAGCCAUCGUGUGGCUGCUGUCGCUGCUCCUGGCGUUGCCUGCUCUCCUUUUCAGCCAGGACGGGCAGCGGGAAGGCCAGCGGCGCUGCCGGCUCGUCUUCCCCGAGGGUCUCACGCAGACGGUGAAGGGGGCAAGCGCCGUGGCGCAGGUGGUCCUGGGCUUCGCGCUGCCGCUGGGCGUCAUGGCCGCCUGCUACGCGCUCCUGGGCCGCACGCUGCUGGCCGCCAGGGGGCCGGAGCGCCGGCGUGCGCUGCGCGUCGUUGUGGCCCUGGUGGUGGCCUUCGUGGUGCUGCAGCUGCCCUACAGCCUCGCCCUGCUCCUCGAUACGGCGGACCUGCUAGCUGCACGCGAGCGGAGCUGCCCUGCCAGCAAGCGCAAGGACCUGGCGCUGCUGGUCACCGGAGGGCUGGCCCUGGCCCGCUGCGGCCUCAACCCCGUGCUCUACGCCUUUUUGGGCCUGCGCUUCCGCCAGGACCUGCGGAGGCUGCUGCGGGGUGGGAGCUGCAGCCCAGGGCCUCACCCCCGCGGCCGCUGCCCCCGCCGGCCCCGCCUCUCUUCCUGUUCGGCUCCCACUGAGACCCACAGUGUCUCCUCCUGGGGCGACUAGGGCUGCGAAUCAAGGAGGGGAGGACGGGAUUCCAGGGAGGGUAGUGGGAAAGGGGAGUUGGGGGGGGGACUGAGACGGAGGUAGGGACCUAAAGGAAUUGCUUCUGUACUUUGCCACAUUAAAUUGAUAACAUGGAAAUGAGAUA
This is a messenger RNA of Lontra canadensis (Northern American river otter), 1238 nucleotides long. It is a transcript of the gene CCR10, whose product is annotated as C-C motif chemokine receptor 10. The transcript is spliced from 2 exons. Gene Ontology annotation, biological process: G protein-coupled receptor signaling pathway; chemotaxis; immune response. Gene Ontology annotation, molecular function: C-C chemokine receptor activity. Bases 2 to 1093 code for a protein of 363 amino acids. The record is from RefSeq and is a predicted model, not a curated record. NCBI's taxonomy places the organism in Eukaryota, Metazoa, Chordata, Mammalia, Carnivora, Mustelidae. Gene Ontology annotation, cellular component: membrane.